AUGAGGCCCUUGAACAAGGACGAAAGCUGGAAGUUGUUUACCAGUGUGUUCACUCCCCCGUAUCCAGCGGAAGAAAGGACAGUAAUGCUGGGGGAAAUGGUAAAAUCUUGUGAAGGCGUGCCACAACUUAUCAAGGAACUUGCCUUUUACUUGGGACCUAAACAAGCGGAGGAGUGGGAGAUAGAGUAUAAAAAUAUCCAAGAGCAUAUGUAUCCGCGUUCUUUUGUACGGUUUAUAUUCUCUGAAGAUCAACAAAUAGAUACUGAGAAGUUGUUUCAUUUUUGGAUGAUUGAAGGUUUUUUAUCCACAAGACGUGUUAGAGGGGAGAGAAUGAUGGAAGAACUGGCACAUAUUAACAUCGUAAAGUUGCAAGAAGAGCAAGUUCCCACUAAAAAGAAGUUUAAGGCUUACAACAUUGUUAGAGGAAUAGAAAACUUACGUGUCUCAUGGGGUGAACAAAACCUUUUUCUCAAAAUUGUUGAUUUAAGAAAGAAUAAUUGUUCGCUCUCAUCAGAAAUAUUACCACCUCGACUUGUCAUAUAUCUGGGUAACCAUGGACUUGCUGUUGCUCAUGAAGUUGUUGAAAACGUUCGGAGUCUUCGAGUUGUUGGCGGAAACAAGAAGCAACAAGAAGAAGAACGAAUUUGUCCGAUUGAAGUGCUUAAUCUUAAGUAUUUCAGAGUGCUCAGGAUUCUUGACUUUGAUGAGAUUGAUUUUCAAGGUCAACAACUACCGGGGGUAUAUCUGAUCUGUUGCAGACGUGCUACGGAAGAUGAGGAAACUAAAACAUUUAUAUCUUCCAUUGAAGUUUCGGACUCAGAGAGAAGGAGAAAAUUGCGAUUAGAUAGCUUGAAGGAACUUGAAACCCUCGAGAACUUCAAUACAAGUGUGUGCAAAGUUAACGAUGUCUACGAAUUUCCCAAGCUCCGGUACUUGGCUGCAAAUGUGGAAGAGAAUUAUGAGGACUUCAUGUCAAUCACCAGUUACAUGCAAACUACUUCAAACAAUUGCCUUUGUGCUGCCAUUAAUAUCAUUGAUAUGAAUUGCUACGCAGUGGAAAUGCAUUCAGUUCUACAAGAAUUCUUACGGUGUAAAGUACUUCAAACCUUGCACUUCAAAGGACAUAUUGGCCAUCUACCACCAUAUGAUGAAAUCUCCCAAAAUUUCACACAGUUUCUUAAUAAUUCUCAUCUUAAAAAAGAUCCCAUGCCAACUUUGGAGAAGCUUCUGAAUUUAGGGGUUCUGGUCCUCUCUGAUGACGCUUACAUGGGGAAGAAAAUGGUAUGCUCCGCUUCAGGUUUCCCUCUGCUCAAACAUUUAGGAUUCAUGAAUUUGCACUUACUGGAGAAAUUUGAGGUGGAAUGUACAGCCAUGCCUAUAGUUUCUUUCCUAAAAAUCACAAAGUGCAAGACAUAUGAUCUUGUCAUCCCUAAUUGUCUGAUAGACCGUUGUUCCAACCGCCAACUCAAAAUCUCCCUCAGCUAG
Messenger RNA from Lycium ferocissimum, 1485 nucleotides. Its product is annotated as probable disease resistance protein RF45. Lineage: Eukaryota; Viridiplantae; Streptophyta; Magnoliopsida; Solanales; Solanaceae. Bases 1 to 1485 code for a protein of 494 amino acids. Gene Ontology annotation, biological process: defense response to other organism. The record is from RefSeq and is a predicted model, not a curated record. The transcript has 4 exons.